Molecule: messenger RNA, 4224 nt
Organism: Labrus bergylta (ballan wrasse)
Lineage: Eukaryota; Metazoa; Chordata; Actinopteri; Labriformes; Labridae
Source: RefSeq, a predicted model, not a curated record
UGUAUUGCCAAUGGUGUGUCCUAUGAAAAGAUUGCUCAAGAAGGAUGCAACAUCAGCUCCCUGGAGAUGUUCUUCUCCGGUUUCCCCCGGAUGGUCGGUCUUAACUUAUUCCCCAGACUCUGUCAGCUCACCAUAGUAGGCCAGAGCAUAAAUCACAUCGAUGGACUCGAGUGCUGUACUCUGCUUCAGGAGCUCUGGGUAGUCCAGUGCAAUCUGACAGAAAUAUCAGGGGUACAGAAUUGUCAGCAACUAAAGAAACUCUAUCUUUAUAACAAUCAUAUCAGUGAAGUAAAGAACUUACAGAUGCAGGGGGACCUAGAAGUCCUGUGGCUCAACAAUAACCGCAUAAGUCAGAUACAGGGCUUGAACUCGCUUCACAAUCUUAAAGAACUUAACCUUGCGGACAACAACAUUGAAAAGAUCGGGCACGGCCUUGACCCUAAUGUCAACCUUCAGAAUCUUAAUAUCUCCGGGAACAAGAUCAGCUCCUUUAAGGAGCUGACCAUGAUCGCCCACUUACCCCAUAUGAAAGAACUGGCACUGAAAGACCCCACGUCCACCCCAAACCCAGUGUGUCUGCUGUGUAACUAUGCCACACAUGUUCUAUACCACAUGCCAGGCCUCCAGCGACUUGACACCUACGACGUUUCGAGCAAGCAAGUCAAGGAAGCAGCUGAGUCCACAGUAAUGAAGAAAAUGAUGUACUACAACAUGCGCGUUCGUACUGCUCAGAGGAACCUGGCAGAGACCAGGCUCAGUUUAAAGGAGAGGAAGAGAAAUAUGUUACAGUUACCGGAAGAAUGCAUCAGAACAAUCAACCACACCCUAAAGAAUCUUGAAAAGGAGCUCUCCAAAUUGCCGACUGGUUGUCCAGGUGACAGACGUGACACACCCACCGACAUCAGUCAUGAUCCUACUAUGGAGCGCAAAAUAUUGAGCAAGAUUGAAGCGCUGAGAGAGAGACUGUUGAUAUGGACGAGGAGAAUAGAUGAGAUCGAGGCCCGGUUCCAGCGAGAUAUUUCCCAAGUCAGAAACAUGAUGGAAUAUACUGUGAAGUUUCUGUUGAUGGAGCUAGAAAGUGUUGGAAAUAUUCGUUUGGAGGAGGGCUGCGCCACAGACCCUUGGUUUACUUCAUGUUGCGACCUCCUGCUUUCGCGCUUCUCUCUUUCAGACUUCAAGGUUCAUGGCAUCACUGGUCUUAAGAUCGAUAAAGUUAUACGCAUCCACAAUAGCGCUCUGAGGCUUCGCAUUGAGGACAAAUUUCACAACCUACUAACAAGCAAAGAGUCGACUAACUUUUCACAGAAUUACAGACGUCGGCUGGAGCACUUGUUCUACGCAGCUGAUCCUGAAGGAAAUAAUGAAAAGGACGACAUUUUGCACAUUCUCGAGGAAGGCUUCAAAGCAUCCAAACACAAUAAGUCCUUGGAGACAGAGGGUGCUAUACCUUUAUCCAACAGCCUGAUUGUGACUGAACAGCCCAGAAUCCAACACACACUGAGUCAGGCCAGCCAAGGCGAGCCCAAGCACAGUACAGAUAUGAUCCCCUUUAGGCAUGGUAAGAUUAUUGUUUCCAAAGUGUUUGUGGGCUACAGCACGCCUUUCAGGGAGGGAGAACCAGUAGACAGAAACAGCUAUCCCAGAGCGUACUCUGUUUAUCGCAAUGUGGACCCUAAGCACAGAAUUGCUUUGAGUGAAGACAGCCCUCUUUCCUCAAAAACACACGCUGGUCCUGACUGCAGUCCCCGACAAAGACAGUGGUUUGUGUUUGACCAUGAGCUCAUCCUGCCGGAGUACAUCAUUUAUUUUGAAUACACCACUGGGGAUGGAGAACGUCCUGCACUGCCAGGCAAUGGUACAGGCACAAAUAAUACUCCUUCAAAUGAUAUCAUCCUGGACAAAGAAGUCCAUAGCAUGGAGCCCGUGUUAAAGCCUCAGCCAAAGCUGUUGAGUUUGGAUGACAAAGUUUUGCUUAAUGUGGCCAGAGCCAAUGUCCUCAGUCAGAUCACUGUGCUGAACCUUCAUGGAAACAGUCUUAGUAAAAUUAAGGCGAUUUCCCAUCUCACAGCUCUGCGGCAUCUCACCAUCAGCUUCAAUGAGUUGACACAUCUGGACGACAUUUCUCACAUGCCCAACCUUGAGUUUCUGGACACCAGCUAUAACCGCCUGGCAACCUUAGAGGGGCUGAGGGGGUUGGGGCAGCUUAAACAACUUGAUGUGCGCUGGAACAAGUUGACCAAAGCCAGAGAGGAUACAGCUGUGCUCAGAAAACACACACCAGCUCUACUGAGGCUUGACACCCGGUAUAAUCCCUGGAACAAGCCUGAAGCAGUAAGGAAGACUGUACUGGGCCGUCUGACGACCCUCACACACCUGGACAAUGUGCUGGUGACAGAGGAGGAGGCUGCUGAGGCUGUUCACAUGGCUGCUGGAUCCAAAAUGAACCAGGCAUCCCUUCUGGUUCACUCACGUACUAAUGAUGAACGGCCUCGCAGUCUCAGCCUGCUGUCAACAGCUCAGCUCCUAUGUCAACUCAGUCCUGCACAAUGGAGCAUUAACACAGAGCUGGAGCCUGACUGGACUGCAAAUAUCACUGCCCUGAACCUUGACAGCCAGAGGAUUUCCAAACUGAUCAGUCUGAAUAAGCUGGUCAACCUGCGCUGGGCCUCCUUUAAUGAUAAUGACAUUUCCAGAGUGGAGGGUCUUGAGAGUUGUUUGAAGCUGGAGGAGCUUUCCCUCAACAACAACAACAUCAGCACACUCACUGGUCUUUCCAAACUGCGUUGCCUCAAUAAACUGAGUCUAGAUGGGAAUCAGCUGUCUAUCCUGGAUGCCUCCACUCUGGAUCAGCUUCCCAACCUGUCCUUUCUGUCUGUGGAGAACAACACCAUCAGUUCUCUGCAUGGCAUACAGAGAGUUCGCUCGCUUCUUGAGCUCUACAUUGGCAACAACCGAAUUUCAACGUCACAGGACAUCUACUUUUUAAAGGGAUUGUCAAAUCUCAUCAUCCUAGAUCUUUAUGGAAAUCCUUUAUUGGAGCGACUGGAAAACUAUCGCAUUUAUGUUGUGUUCCACCUACCCUCCCUCAGAGCUCUGGAUGGCAUUGCUGUCGAGGUAACUGAGUGUGAAAAUGCAAAGGACAUGUUUGGAGGAAGACUAACACCUGACAUGCUAGCAGAGAAGUUGGGCCACUCAAACUACAAAGACAUAACCUACCUUACCCUGCAGUCCUGCUCUAUACGGAUGGUGGAUCUGACUCCAGCAGACCUGUUCUGUAAUGUACGCAGUGUCAACUUAGACCACAACAACCUUACCUCUUUCUCAGGCCUCAUCUACCUGCCCAACAUCAAAGCUUUGUGUCUGAACUACAACCACAUUGAGUCCAUCUUCCCCAGACAAAAGACCCAGGCCCAUCUGACAAACAGACAGAUACUCCACAGCAAAGUUCACUCCAGUGGAUAUGGCCAACAGAGCCCAUCCAAAGGCAAAGUGGAAACUGGGCCUACUGGCAGUCUGGAUCCUCUGAUGGGCAGCCUGGAAGUGCUGCAUUUGAGUCACAAUGGCAUCUCCAAUAUGGCCAAUCUGCAGCUCAGCAGGCUCACCAAUCUUAAAGCACUCUUUCUCCAAGAUAAUGAGAUCAGCCAGGUGGAAGGAUUGGAGGGGAAUCACCUGCUCAGAGAGCUUGUGUUGGACAGGAAUCGCAUCAAAGCUCUGGCUGAAAACUCUUUCAAUGCGCAGAGCGUCCUGCUUGAACUGCACCUAGCAGAGAACCGAAUCCGGGAGCUUAACCAUCUGCAUCCUUUAACUGAGCUCCGCAAGCUUGAUCUUGGCAUGAACAAGCUGCAGGACAUCACAGAGCUUGAAAAACUAGAUGUUCUUCCUUCGCUGUCGGAGCUCUCUGUUGUUGGCAAUCCCGUGGCCAGAAAUUCUCUCCACAGACCAGCUGUGGUGCUUCGUCUGUCUUCUCUGCGGGUACUGGAUGGUGUGAUGGUCACCUUGGAGGAAAGAACACGGGCUGAACUCUUAAGUGCUGAGCAAUCAUCAUGUUCCCAAUGCCCUGGAGCUUCUCUUCCCACAACUGAGAUCAACCUGCCUGAACUGCGACCUCUUAUACCUCGGAACCCCCUCUCAGAGCAGUGGGUAUAAGUGGGGCACAACAGAUCUCUAUGCACAGGCACGAUAUCUUACCAACUAAUGUGGAGGAAUCUCAAUUUCAUUACCCAU